GAGGAGAACUCGGAAACCGGAGCAUCUAGUUGCCAUAAUUAUAGAUUCUUGGAUUCGUCCUCAAUUCCAUGAGUCAGUGGCUGUCUUUCCUGUCGAUGCGCUGCCCUACGGCACGGAUGGCGUGUCUGUCUAUGAUAACCUUCACUUUCGCCGAACCAAUGCCUAGAGUCUAUGUGUCUAUCCUUCCCAUUCACUACCGCCAGGGGAGCAAUAUCUCUUUUGUACGCCCUGUCGCCAACUGUAUCCUCUAUCCCACGGCUUGCACCCUUUUCCCCCCUUUGACCCCGACUUAUACUCGGGGUCGUAGUGCCAUUAAGGCUACCCAGUCCAACCAGCCCCAGUCGAAACAGUUAAAAUUUGGGAAUCGGAACAGCCACUCGUACACUGGUUGAAUCUAUCAACAAGGUGCAAAUUUGGGCUCGUCGUAUUAUGAAAAUCCCUGGCAAAGUCGCCGCCGAUACCCAUUAGAGCGAGGCGCGCGCGCCCCAAGACCGAGCCGAGGUGCCGUGACGCCGGGAGUAGCAAGCUAGGAGACUCCGGAUUGGAAGUGUCACCGUGACAAUAACAAAACGGGAGCGGAAAAAAGCGGUAGAAAAAAAAAGGAGUAGCGA
Durotheca rogersii is the source of this 611-nucleotide messenger RNA. RefSeq lists its product as uncharacterized. The record is from RefSeq and is a predicted model, not a curated record. Lineage: Eukaryota; Fungi; Ascomycota; Sordariomycetes; Xylariales; Xylariaceae. The coding region runs from base 69 to 392 and encodes 107 amino acids. The transcript has a single exon.